CACCCAUUAUCUAUGCCUAUUCUAUGUAUAUGUUUGGUUCUUGCUCUUAUUUAUUUAAUAAUUAUUCGCUUAGAUUCAUACUGUUAUGCUAUUUAUUUAGAUGUUUUGCUUAUGCUGGUCUAUGACCAUAAUAAAGUACUUGACUCAUCAUAGCAUAGGUUUAAGAGAUUUAUUAUAGAAAGUCAAAUUAAUUAUUGUUGCUUUUGGACACUUAAGCCCCUUUUGCCAUGAUGUAGAUCUAUUUUUAGAGACCUUGAGAAGAGAGGAGAAACAAAAAUGUCCCACAGACUGAAUAAUGAAAAUGACUUCUGGCUUUCCGGUCAAAUAAACCAGUCACCAGCCCUAUGCAGCCAGUCGCAUGAUCCACACUUUCCAUUUCUAGGCACAGUCCUGAACUACAGGGAUGCAUUCAGCUGAGGCCACAUACAUGCUAUACCUUUUUAAAAAAGGUAAAGGUAAAGGAUCCCUGGACGGUUGAGUCAAAGGCAACUAUUGGGGUUGCGGUGCUCAUCUCGCUUUCAGGCCGAGGGACCCGGUGUUUGUCCACAGACAGCUUUCUGGGUCAUGUGGCCAGAAUAGAACACCGUGGCGGAAACCAGAGCACAUGGAAACAGUUGGCAGGAGCUGGGAUAGAGCAACAGGAUCUCACCUCUGACCUUCUAAUUGGCAAGCCAAGAGGCUCAGUGGUUUACACCACAGCGCCACCCAUGUCCUAUGUCCCAUGUCCCCACCUUUACCUAUACCUUUAAGGCACAUUCAAAGCACAUUCUUUCUCUCAAAUAAUUCUGGCCUCUGUAGUUUGUUAAGGGUUGCUGAGAAUUUCACAUAUAGACUUCUAGGUUCUUCCAUCACCAUUCAAAUCUAUCCUAAGACCCCCUGAUCUGCAAACUGGGCUUGCUUCUCUUCCAUGGCAGUUCUUUCCCGGCAAUUGCCAAUGUCAACAAAGGCUUUCCUAAAUCCAUAUAUAUGUAUUUUCAUGUUGUGGUAAGUGAAGAAUGAAUAUUAAAUUAAUUAGCUGUGCCAUCCAGCUGCUAGGCGGAGAUGUUAUAGUUCUCCAUAUCUCAAUUACAUUUCCUGAAUGGACAAGUAUGAAUCUUCAGUAGAUAUUACAGAGAUUAGAAGUAGCAAUUAAUGCAAUUACAUAAACAGGUAGAUCAGCCAGGAAUUAACCAGAGGAGUAUAAAAUGCACUCAGAGUUUGUGCUGGACUUAUUGCGUCUGAAGCAGAAUCAAUGAAGAAUCUGGUUCUUGUGUGAAGGAAAGAGCCGGCUGACGGUCUUUCCAGUUUGGCAUCACUUCACGGCUGAUAGCAUGAAUCCUGCCCCUUUCACCUCUCUCUUCCUAGUCUUUGCCCUGACUUUGGGGCAGAGCAUGUCCCUUUGUGUCCCCGUUGAGUACAUCAUCCACGUGGAGAAGAGAGAAUGUGCCUUCUGUCUGGCCAUCAACACCACCAUCUGUGAAGGAUACUGCAUGACACGGGACAGCAAUGGUAAGAAGCUGCUGCCCCAGAGCGCCCUGUCCCAGGAAGUGUGCACAUACAAGGACAUGGUGUACAAGACUGUGAUGAUCCCUGGCUGUCAACACCAUGUCGUCUCCUACUAUUCCUAUCCUGUGGCCGUGAGCUGCAAGUGUGGGAAAUGCAACACUGACUAUAGCGACUGUGUGCAUGAGGCAAGCAGCACUGAUUAUUGCACUAUACCUCAGAAGCUACAUAACCUAUAAGGCCCCUUCUUUCUCUCUCUCUUGCACACAAAGACACACUAUCCCUCCUGUCACAUGGCAAGUUUUGGGCAUCCAAGAAUAAAUAGAAUGGUUAGCAUA
Messenger RNA from Podarcis raffonei (Aeolian wall lizard), 1820 nucleotides. RefSeq names its product thyroid stimulating hormone subunit beta (gene TSHB). The transcript is spliced from 3 exons. The record is from RefSeq and is a predicted model, not a curated record. NCBI's taxonomy places the organism in Eukaryota, Metazoa, Chordata, Lepidosauria, Squamata, Lacertidae. Gene Ontology annotation, biological process: G protein-coupled receptor signaling pathway. Gene Ontology annotation, molecular function: hormone activity. The coding region runs from base 1311 to 1721 and encodes 136 amino acids. Gene Ontology annotation, cellular component: cytoplasm; extracellular region.